This is a messenger RNA of Cucurbitaria berberidis CBS 394.84, 1350 nucleotides long. Its product is annotated as Nucleotidylyl transferase. Gene Ontology annotation, biological process: tyrosyl-tRNA aminoacylation. Lineage: Eukaryota; Fungi; Ascomycota; Dothideomycetes; Pleosporales; Cucurbitariaceae. Bases 1 to 1350 code for a protein of 449 amino acids. The transcript has 2 exons. The record is from RefSeq and is a predicted model, not a curated record. Gene Ontology annotation, molecular function: tyrosine-tRNA ligase activity; ATP binding.
AUGGCGGACCCAGUCGCGAUCCAGGACGAAAUCGCAGUGAUUGAGAAGAGAAUCGAAGAGCUACAGACCCAACUCAAAGAUGCAAAGGCGAGAUUACUCAAGAGCCAGGAAGAAUCGCUGGCCAGCGGGCCCGGCGCACACUUGUCAGAAGAAGAGAAGCUGGCGCUCAUCAAGGUCAACUUGCAGGAAGUGCUCAACCCAGAGAUCAUGGAGGCGGCGCUGAAGAAGCAGGGGCAUUUGAAGGUCUACUGGGGCACUGCGACGACGGGGAGGCCGCACUGUGGAUACUUUGUUCCUAUCCUCAAGAUCGCACAGUUCCUCGCUGCAGGCUGCCACGUCAAGAUCCUACUCGCCGAUAUCCAUGGCUUCCUCGACAACCUCAAAGCGCCGAUUGAGCUCGUCAAGUUCCGCGCUGAAUACUACCGCUUCACCAUCACUGCGCUCCUCCGCGCUGUCAACGUGCCCAUCGACAAGCUCGAGUUCGUACUGGGGUCUAGCUAUGAGUUGAACGCGGACUACACAAUGGAUUUGCUGCGGUUGGCGUCUAUAACGAGCGAGCGCGAUGCGAAGAAAGCGGGUGCUGAGGUGGUCAAGCAGACGGAGAAUGCACCGCUGAGUGGACUGCUCUACCCGCUUAUGCAGGCGCUCGAUGAGCAGUACCUCGAUGUAGACGUACAAUUUGGUGGCGUGGAUCAGCGCAAGAUCUUUGCUCUGGCAAAGGAAGUCCUGCCCAAGAUUGGCUACAAAGAGCGCGCACACUUGAUGAACCCUAUGGUCCCCGGUCUGCAAGGCGGCAAGAUGAGCGCUUCAGACCCAGACUCCAAAAUCGAUGUCCUCGACGACAAAGACGCCGUCAAGCGCAAACUGAAAAAGGCCUUUGCACCCCCCAAGAUUGUCGAGGAGAACGGCGUGCUCAGCUUCGUCGAGUACGUCCUGCUCCCCGCUGGCCACCUCAUCUACGGCGAGUCCAAGUUCGUCGUCAACCGCCGCGACGCAGAGCCCCUCGUCUACACCAACAUCAAGCAAAUGCAAGACGACUAUGUGAAUGAUAUCCUGAUACCGCAGGACUUGAAGCCUGCUGUUACCGAGGCGCUUAACAAGCUACUCGAGCCCGUUCAGGCAGAGUUCCAGGCCAGUGCUGAAUGGAAGGAGAUUGAGACCAAGGCGUACCCGCCACCGCCCGCGGAGAAGAAGAAGGAGAAAAAGAAGAAGGACAAGGGCACCUUCCACCCGGGAAAGAAGGUCGAAGCGAAGCCUGAUGGACAUGUUGAGGGCGAGGACAAAGCGGCAGUAGACGUCGGGAGUGCGAGUGGGGAGAAGGCAAUUGAGAACUUGACGUUGAAGGAAUAG